AUGGUCAAGCAACAGUUGAUGUUUACGGUCGAAGUUCCGGGCUCACCGGAAGUGGCAGGCGAGGGCAAGCCGCGUCGACAUUUUCUUCACGCAGACAAACCGUUCGUUGGAUGCCCUCCCGAAGCUAGCAACCUCCACGAGAACCUGUUGAGAGGCGUCAAGCUAAGCGGUGACUCGCCUUAUUUGGGCAGCCGGCCAGUGACAAAUGGCGUUCCGGGCCCUUACGUUUGGCAAACAUACAAUGAAGUACUCAAGCGAGUCAAGAAUCUCGGGUCCGGCUUUGCCCAUCGCGAUCUAGGAGUGGAUUCCGCCGUGGGUCUGUUUUCGAUUAACCGUCCAGAAUGGAUCAUUGCCGAACACGCCUGCUUCCUCCACAGCUGCAUAACCGUCCCCCUCUACGAUACCUUGGGCGCUGACGCCAUUGAAUUCAUUGUGAAUCAAAGCGAACUUGGACUUGUUGUUGCAACAAAAGACAAAGCAAAGAUCCUUCUCGACAUCAAAGAACGUCUCCCGACCUUGAAACAUCUCGUUAUUAUGGACACACCCGACGAGGAGCUCAUCGCUAAGGGCAAGGGUUUGGACGUUGAGGUUAUUUCUAUCAUUGAUCUGGAGCGGGAGGGAGCCGAGAAGCCAAAAGAGGGAACACUACCGACUAAAGAUACUAUCGCGACGAUUUGCUACACCAGUGGUACUACCGGUCUGCCCAAAGGUGUAAUGCUGUCGCACGAAAACCUGCUAUCUUUCACCGCCGCGACACGAAGCCUAGUCGACAGCAACAGUGUGUGCAACUACAAUAAAGAUGAUUGCUAUAUUUCAUACCUUCCCUUGGCACACGUCUUCGAACGUAUUGUGCAAGUUUGCCUCACUUGGGCUGGGGCGCGCAUUGGAUUCUACCAAGGCGACACCUUGAAGCUUUUGGACGACGUGGCUGAACUGAAGCCGACCAUCUUUGCCUCCGUUCCUCGUCUGUACAACCGAAUCUACGAUAAAGUUCUACAGGGGGUGAAAGCAAAAGGAGGCAUUGGUGCAAUGCUUUUCAAAAAGGCGUUUGCGGCCAAGAAGGCUUACCUUGCUUCAGGCCACACGAAUCACAUGCUUUGGGACAAUCUGGUAUUCAGUAAAGUGCGGGCCAGGCUUGGUGGCAGGGUGAGGCUCAUGCUCACCGGUGCUGCGCCCAUCUCCGCCGACGUCAUGGACUUUUUGCGUAUUUGCUUUUCUGCGAUGGUGAUUGAAGGUUACGGUCAAACUGAAACCAGUGGAGGUGCUUCAGUGACUGAUGGACGUGACUUGUCAUCUGGCCACAUUGGGGGUCCCGCACCCCAUUGCGAAAUCAAGCUCAUCGAUGUACCUGAAAUGGGUUACACCUCAAAGGAUGAGCCUCACCCACGUGGGGAGAUCUGUAUUCGGGGUACAAACGUCUUCAAGGGCUACUACAAGAAUCCGGAAAAGACUGCGGAGACAUUGGACAAGGACGGAUGGUGCCAUACUGGAGAUGUUGGCCGAUGGGAUAGUCAGGGAAGACUGCAAAUCAUUGAUCGCGUCAAAAACAUUUUCAAACUCGCUCAAGGAGAAUACAUUGCACCUGAAAAGAUUGAAUUGGUGUACCAGAAGCACGAAAUUGUUGCGCAGUCGUUCGUAUAUGGUGACAGUUUGCAGGCGACAUUAGUGGCCAUCAUUGUGCCUGACGAAGACGUGAUCAAACAGUGGGUCAUUUCAAAGGGGCUUCCGAGCAAGCCACUCGCCGAGUUGUGCCAAGACCAGGCCGUUCGAAAAGCUGUGCUGAAAGAACUGGAAGACUACGGCCGUGCCGAAGGUCUGAAAGGAUUUGAAAAUGUCAAGAAUAUAUAUCUGGAGCCCAAUCAGUUCACACCUGAGAGUGGGUUAAUGACUCCAACGUUCAAGCUUAAGCGUCAUGAGGCCAAGAAAUACUACCAAAAGCAGAUUGACGAAAUGUACGCGGCGAUAAGCUCCUAG
This is a messenger RNA of Spizellomyces punctatus DAOM BR117, 1974 nucleotides long. RefSeq lists its product as uncharacterized. The transcript has 15 exons. The record is from RefSeq and is a predicted model, not a curated record. NCBI's taxonomy places the organism in Eukaryota, Fungi, Chytridiomycota, Chytridiomycetes, Spizellomycetales, Spizellomycetaceae. Gene Ontology annotation, molecular function: long-chain fatty acid-CoA ligase activity. Gene Ontology annotation, biological process: long-chain fatty acid metabolic process. Gene Ontology annotation, cellular component: endoplasmic reticulum; membrane. Bases 1 to 1974 code for a protein of 657 amino acids.